AUGAUUUCGGCGCCGCCGCCGGUCUCAUCGGGCACAGAUCCACCGUCGGAGGAUCAGAAUGACACGUCGAAAGGGAAUGGGAACGGUGACUCUUCGGGGAAGGUACAUGGAAGUAAGGAACGUGCUCCAAAAGCUACAUCGUGGGUUGAUGUAGCUCAGGAGAAAAAAGCUUUGAGGAGAUACAAUCUCCACAUCACGAAUCUGGAAGGGCAACUCAGUGUAGAGAUUCCAGAUGAAGUGGUCGUCAACGCGAACCCACUUUGGGAGGAUUUUCUGAUAGGGAAGUUUUUGGAUUCUGCGCCUCACAUCGCUAGAAUCCAUGCCGUGGUAAACAAAAUCUGGAGAGAAGGAGGAAAGGGGCAACUUGUAGAGGUGUACGUAGUCGAUUCUACCACAAUGAAGUUCCGAGUCCCAGACCCACAAAUGAGAGCUCGGAUUCUACGAAGGGGGAUGUGGAGUAUCAGAAACAUUCCUCUAGUGGUAACGAAAUGGACUCCGGAGGAGCUAAAAGAGAAACAGGAGAUCACAUCAAUCCCAAUGUGGGUCUACCUAAAGAACGUUCCUUUGAACAUGUUCUCGUGGGAGGGCCUGAGCUUUAUCACAAGCGCAGUAGGACACCCGGUGAAGCUUCAUCCUGAAACAGCAUCGUGUUCCAAUUUCAAGCUUGCAAAAAUCUUUGUGAACGCGAAUUUGUCCAAGGAGUUGCCAAAGAAAAUCAACUUCACAAAGAAUGGGAAAGCUACUACGGUUGAGUUCAUCUACCCGCGACUACCAGUCCGCUGUCACACCUGCAGCAAAUGGGGGCACAUGGAAAAGGCUUGUAUCAUGAACAAAAAAGAAGAAACACAAAAAACAGUUACUGAGAUAAUAGAGGAAGGGUAUGCAAGGGAGAAGGCUAAAGAGCAUUUGGCUAUCACGGAGGGAAAUAAGGAAAUUCUAGAAAGUGGAAGUGGAAGUGGAAUGGAAAUGCCAGAGCAGAUAGAGGUUGAGAAAGUGAUAGAAGAUAUUGAAGAGGGUGAAGUGGUAGCGGGUUGGUCUGAUGUAUCACCAGGGAAAGUCAGUAACAGCCCCAAGAUAUCACCAUAA
This is a messenger RNA of Brassica napus (rape), 1086 nucleotides long. RefSeq lists its product as uncharacterized. The record is from RefSeq and is a predicted model, not a curated record. Lineage: Eukaryota; Viridiplantae; Streptophyta; Magnoliopsida; Brassicales; Brassicaceae. The transcript has a single exon. The coding region runs from base 1 to 1086 and encodes 361 amino acids.